This is a messenger RNA of Phlebotomus papatasi, 2791 nucleotides long. RefSeq names its product cap-specific mRNA (nucleoside-2'-O-)-methyltransferase 1 (gene Cmtr1). Gene Ontology annotation, biological process: 7-methylguanosine mRNA capping. The transcript has 2 exons. The coding region runs from base 221 to 2719 and encodes 832 amino acids. Gene Ontology annotation, cellular component: cytoplasm; nucleus. NCBI's taxonomy places the organism in Eukaryota, Metazoa, Arthropoda, Insecta, Diptera, Psychodidae. The record is from RefSeq and is a predicted model, not a curated record. Gene Ontology annotation, molecular function: nucleic acid binding; methyltransferase cap1 activity.
UCUCUUACUUGCAUGCCAGUUUGAAUUGCUGACAUUGAGAUAGUGUGUUUAUAUUUUGGAAAAUUUCCACAAAAGGACAACAAAUAGAAAGGAUUUUGCAUGAAAAUCCUUCAUAGUUUGUUCCCCUUGUUCUCUGGGUAAGUGUUCCCCAGCUGGUCAUCCCGGAAUAUUGCCGCAGUAGCCAGGAAAAUCGGUGAAAGUUGCUGCAAAGGAGGCCACGAUGACUUCAACUUCGGACGACUCCACGCCGGAAUCCUCGGAUCACGGGUACUCCAAUGGCAUGUACGGUGGUCGGAAGAGACAGAGGGAAGAUGAUGAUGAGAGCUAUUGGGCGCCACAGCCCAAGAUAGCAGUCACAGAAGCCUCAACCGAGGCGUCCAGCACAGAUUUGUAUUCCCAGGCAUCGCUGCGAAUGAUGAAGAAAAUGGGUUACCAGGAGCGCACGGGUCUGGGAAAGCACAGUCAGGGCCGGUUGGAUCCCAUUGAGGCAUCUAAGCAGAAGGGCCGAAGGGGUUUGGGAGCAGCUCCCGACUCGGUGGAUCUGUCAGGAGCUCAAUUCAAUGACACUGAAGAGAUCAUUCAGAUUCCGGAGAUUGUCGAUUGGCUGCACGGUGAACUGGACGAUCUGGAGGAUUUAGAUCGCAGCCGGCUGGAUGAGUGGCUGGUGCAGGGGCCGAAGAAAUUGAUCAUUGACGAUGAGACGCUGUUCUGUGACCCGGAAAUCCUCAAGGGCGUCCUGGAGGCCAAGAAUGUCUUUGACAAUAUGAAUGAUCUGGACAUGAGGCGAGCCUGCCAGCGCAGCAAUCCCUUCGAGACCAUCAAAAAUGCCAUUUUUCUCAAUCGGGCAGCCGUGAAGAUGGCCAACAUGGAUGCUCUGCUUGGCUUCAUGUUCACGGAUCCCGUGGAUGAGGACGGAGUGUCCCUGGUGAGAGAUCAUGAGCUCCUCUACUUUGCCGAUGUCUGUGCUGGCCCAGGUGGCUUCUCCGAGUACAUCCUGUGGAAGCGCAAAUGGCAUGCUCGAGGCUACGGAUUCACGCUCAAAGAAGAAAAUGACUUCAACCUGGACAACUUCCUGGCUGGCCAUCCUGAAUCCUUCCAUCCUUUCUACGGCGUCGAGGGCGAUGGCGAUGUCUACAAUCCCGACAACAUUGACUCUCUCAUGAAGCUGGUGAUGAGUGAAACAGGGAAAGGAGUCCAUUUCAUGAUGGCCGAUGGAGGAUUUUCGGUGAAGAAUCAGGAGAACAUUCAGGAAAUCCUGUCCAAGCGUCUCUACCUUUGUCAGUGCCUCGUGGCUCUGAGUGUCCUCCGGGAGAAGGGACACUUCGUGGUGAAGCUCUUUGAUCUCUUUACGCCCUUCAGCGUCGGCCUGGUCUAUCUCAUGUACAAGUGCUUCCACCAAAUUGCCAUCAUCAAGCCCAACACCAGCCGCCCGGCCAACUCAGAGCGGUAUCUCGUCUGCAAGUGGCUCAAAUCCGGCACUGACGUCAUCCGGAGGCAUCUCUUCGACGUCUGCGUCACAAUGUUCAGAUCAUCUGGUAAUGAUGAUGUCCGGGAAUUGGUUCCCUAUGAAAUCCUUAGGGAUGACACCAAUUUCUUCGGGUACAUCUUUGAGUCCAAUAAUCGGAUUGGACGCAAUCAGAUAACGGGCUUGCGAAAGAUCGCAGCUUAUGCGGGGAACAAGAGUCUGGAAGAGACUCGUCAGAUUGAGAUUCGGGAGCGAUGCUUGAGGGAAUGGUGCCUUCCGAGCACCAUGAGGACAGCUCCGCGUGGUCAGAAGACUUCGCACGAGGAAUACUCCAAUGAGCUGCUGCGGGGGGCAGAUCGGAAGUUUAUGACGACGAAGGAGAAUGUUUUGACAAAGAGAGGGAGGCAUUUAAUUGGGAUUUUUGGAGAGGUUCAGGAUCACUGGUACUUUGUGCCACUGAACACUCCGGAGAAUAGUCAGAAGAACAUCCGGACGUUCUUUCUCAGCAAGGGACGGCAGGAUGUGGUGAUGCUGAAUGGGAAAGGGAUGUGGGAGCAUCUGCCGAGGGGAAUUCAGGUGGAAAUGUCACCACAGACGCUGAUUUAUGGGGAAAUUGUGCAAGAGCACAAAGGUGAAGAUAGAUCUCAGCGCACCAGCUACGCCCUCCACAUCAUUGAUGGGCUCAUUCUCGAUGGAGAGGACAUCCGGAAGAUGCCGCUGUUGGAGCGCAAUAAGUACUGUCAGAAAUUUGCCGAAGCUAUAAAUAAGCCUUUUGGGAAUGCUGAAACUGUGCCCAUUAGGUGCAAGAAACUGAUUCCCUUCCGGGAAAUUGGGCCCUUUAUUGAGGGCCUGCAGUACUAUGGACUGAAAAAUAUGACUACGCGCAAGGGAUACUUGCUGCCCAAUACAGACGAGCGCUUCUACAUCCCCAAGGCUCUGCUGUUCCUCUGUGAGAUCAAAAGCAACCUCCGGAUGCACUACAGUGUCCGGAAUCAAACGACCUACUACUACGACCUCGAGAGGCAGAAAUCCUUCAAUCUGCACGAAUUGGAGAAUCCAAGUUGCAUUCUCACUUCCUUCAACACAACCUUUCAGUUUAGGUUUCUGUGGAAGUGGGAGCAGGAGCUUCAAAUCCAGGCCUCGGCCCACAAUCCGGUUCCCGAGGAUGAAGCAGAUGGACUUGUGUGCAGGUCAGAUCUUGAGUACCUCACGUGGCAGAGCAUUGAGAAAUCCAGGAAAAUCUACUCGCAGUGACAUUUUGCGAGGAAAACUCUAAUGUAAAAAACAAAAUAUUUUAAAACUCAAUAAAAGUUGUAUAGAACAUUC